Messenger RNA from Sinocyclocheilus rhinocerous, 7137 nucleotides. Its product is annotated as unconventional myosin-XV-like. Lineage: Eukaryota; Metazoa; Chordata; Actinopteri; Cypriniformes; Cyprinidae. Gene Ontology annotation, cellular component: myosin complex; cytoskeleton. The record is from RefSeq and is a predicted model, not a curated record. Gene Ontology annotation, molecular function: cytoskeletal motor activity; protein binding; ATP binding. The transcript has 63 exons.
AUGACAAGAGGUCAACCAGCUCAAAGUGAAUCUCCCACAUCACCCUUCCUGGGAAAUGCCUUGACGAACGUUAACUUGCGCAAAGCAUCCUACAAGUUGCCGUCAACACUGGGAUGUUCUCCAGAGGACCCAAGGGAACUGCACGAAGGUGCUGUGUUACUGAAUUUGAAGAAAAGGUUUGAACGCAAUUUGAUAUAUACUUACAUUGGAAGUAUCCUGGUGUCUGUUAAUCCAUACAAGAUGUUCAACAUCUACGGAACAGACAUGGUUCUGCAACACAAAGGGCAUGCGCUUGGAGAGAAUCCUCCACAUCUAUUUGCCAUUGCAAAUGCUUCAUACACAAAAAUGAUGGAUGCCAAAGAAAACCAGUGCAUUAUUAUCAGUGGGGAGAGUGGCUCUGGUAAAACAGAGACCACAAAGCUAGUUCUCCGGUACUUAGCCGCAAUACAUCACAAACAGAACAUCACACAGCAGGUAUGAAUUCUUGAAGCAACUCCUCUUUUAGAGUCUUUUGGAAAUGCCAAAACUGUACGGAACGAUAACUCCAGUCGAUUUGGGAAAUACAUGGAAAUAUUUAUGGAAGAAGGGGUAAUCAGCGGUGCCAUAACCUCACAGUAUCUACUUGAAAAGUCCAGGAUUGUGUUUCAGGCCAAAGAUGAAAGAAACUAUCACAUUUUUUAUGAGAUGCUUGUAGGCCUUCCUUCACAGCAGAAACAGUCUUUAUACCUUCAAGACGCAGAGACGUAUUAUUACCUCAAUCAAGGUGGAGACUGUGAGAUUGUUGGCAAAAAUGAUGGGGAGGACUUCCGCAGGCUCCUCAGUGCCAUGGAAAUACUUAACUUCAGUGCCGAAGACCAGAGUGGUAUCUUCAGGAUCCUGUCUUCCAUCCUCCACUUAGGAAAUGUCUUCUUUGAGAGAUAUGAGACUGAAUCUCAGGAAGUGGCAUCAGUUGUAAGUGCUCAGGAGAUCCGAGUGGUGGCUGAAAUUCUACAGAUUUCCCCAGAGGGUCUACAGAAGUCCAUUACUUUCAAAGUCACGGAAACAAUGAGGGAAAAGAUCUUCACCCCCUUGACUGUUGAGAGUGCAAUUGAUGCCAGAGAUGCUGUUGCCAAGAUCCUGUAUUCCCUUCUGUUCAGCUGGCUAACAGACAGAAUAAAUAGGCAGGUUUAUCCUCGGAAUGAAGCACUUUCUAUCUCCAUCCUUGAUAUCUAUGGAUUUGAGGACCUUACCUUCAACAGCUUUGAACAGCUUUGCAUAAAUUAUGCAAAUGAGUACCUUCAGUUCUUUUUCAACAGGGUCAUUUUCAAAGAAGAACAAGAUGAAUAUAACAGAGAGCAAAUCAACUGGGAAGAGGUGCCUUUCUCUGACAACCAGGCCUGCAUUGACCUCAUUGCAGCAAAGCCUCAUGGGAUACUCCGAAUUCUUGAUGAUCAGAGCGGGUUUCCACAGGCUACAGAUCAUACCUUCCUUCAGAAAUGCCACUAUCAUCAUGGCAACAAUCCACUGUAUUCCAAGCCAAAAAUGCCUCUCCCUGAAUUUACUAUCAAGCAUUAUGCUGGGAAGGUCACUUAUCAGGUUCAUAAAUUUCUGGAUAAGAAUUACGAUCAAGUUCACCAGGAUGUUCUUGACCUUUUUAUUCAGAGCAAAAAUAAGAUGGUUGCCUAUCUCUUUAUGAGCUAUGCUGAGGCCCUCAACCAACAAUCCCAUGUUGGGAAGAACAGCACAGUAACGCGGCGAUAUCAGGCCUCAACGGUGGCAGCCAAGUUCCAACUAUCCCUCAUGGAGCUCAUUGAAAAGAUGGAGAGAGCCAACCCAUAUUUUGUGAGGUGCAUAAAGCCAAACCAAAACAAGGAGCCUGGUGUGUUUGACAUGGAGCUGGUCAAUGCCCAACUUAACUAUUCUGGGAUUUUGGAAACAAUUCGAAUCAGGAGUGACGGCUAUCCAAUCAGAAUGCCAUUUGAUGUCUUCCUUUUCAGAUACAAGUCCCUGCUAGGCCUCAAACAGCCGCCUCCUGCCAGUGGUGAAAACUGUGUCAUCAUGUUGAGGAAGCUUUGUCCUGUUAGACCAGGAGCAUUUCAAGUCGGUGUCAGCAAGUUGUUCAUGAAAGAGGACAUAUACUUCCUGUUGGAGAGCAAGAGGGACAGAGUAAGGCACGUAGCUGCCCUGAUUUUGCAGCGUUACGUCAGGAUGUUCUUUGUGAGAAAACGCUAUACGGCCUUCCGCAUGAAGAUCAUACGGCUGCAGGCCCACUGCCGAGGCUUUCUCACAAGAAAACGGUAUGUGAAAAUGAGAGCUAGCCUGGUGAAAUUCCGCUCUCUGAUCCAUAUGUACGUUGAUCGCAAGAGAUACAUUAAGCUGAGAUACGAGGCCAGGAGAAAGGCAGAAGAGGAGCAAAAGAGAAUAGAAAUGGAGCUGUCUAAACGGGAAGUGGUCAACGUCACACAUCUGGUCAUUCCAGCAGAACUCGGAGCAUUGCUGCAGGCAGCCGCUGGUAGAGAGCUCCAUUCUGAUUGUUUGGCUUUAGUCCAGGCUCCCACAGUUCAGGUGGAGUCACAGCUCACGCUACCUCUUGACAUCAACAACUACACUAUUUCCAAAUUUGUCCAGAUUCACUUCAAAGAGGCAAAGUUUGGAAUGUUAACUGCACCUUUAAAGACACCACUAACCCACAUCGAUGACGAUCUUAUACAUGACGCUCUAGAUGUCUUUAUCAUGAUCUUGAGGUUUAUGGGUGACCCACAUCUAAAUGGUGCUCAGGAGAAUUUAUUUGGAAACUACAUCAUCCAGAAGGGGCUUACCAACCCUGGUUUGCGGGAUGAAAUCUUAUGUCAAAUUGCCAAUCAGGUUUGGAGAAACACCAAUCCAGAUAACUCAGAGAGAGGCUGGCUGCUGCUGCUAGCCUGCCUGAGUGCAUUUGCACCAUCGGCCAAAAUGGAGAAAUACCUUCUGAAGUUUGUCUCAGAUCAUGCCUAUAAUGGAUUCAAAGCUGUUGGCCAACACAAGCUCAUUCAAGCCAUGCAGAAGUCCCUGUAUGGACCGGAGGCUGCGAGGACUUACCCAUUGUCCCUUCUGGAAUGGACAGCCAAUAGGAAGAAAGCAAACAUGGUUUUGCAGGUGCACUGUUUUGAUGGGACAUCUUUCCUUUGCCCUAUGCACUCCUGGACGAGUGGGGAGGAUUUGGCUGGAGAUAUUCUACAGCAUAGGGGUGUGACGGAGGCCUGGAAGGGGUGUUCUGUUAUCAUGAAGGAGCACGGACAGUGGGCGGAGCUCGCAGGGCAUGAUUAUGUAAUGGACUUGAUCGCAGACAUGGAACUGAUGAGAAAUUUUCCCAAGCAAAAGUCCUACUUCAUCAUCUCCGCUGAGAGUCCCACCAGAACUAGGUCCAAUGCCAGCCUGGCUCUGUUUGGAAGCGGAUUUGAUUCUGAUGAUGACAGCUCACUUCUGCUCCCUCAGACAAUGCCAAGCUCCAGUCUGCCGUACUCAGCUGGAUAUUACAGCCACGAAUCAGACUUCAGUGAGGCACCAACUCAGAAAGGCAUGGACAGAUAUCUCGACAGCCUGUUUGACCCAGUUCUGUCUGAUGGUAAUGGGGAUUUUGAGAAGUCAUCCAGCAUGUCCAGCCGUAUGAAGGGAGCUGGUGGGAUUGGAGGGCAGGAUGGUGACAGAGAGAAGCCCCUCUCCAGCAGGCCUUAUCCCCCCGGACUGCAGCCUGGUGCGGUGCCAGUUCUACCUGUAAUGGGAGGAACAAUGAUGCCACCUAUACCUAUGCCAGCUAUGUCUUCUGUGCCUCAUGCAUACGCCCCUACUGCCGUACCUUCAGUACCCCCAAUGCCAGCUAUGCCUUCUAUGCCACCUUUGCCAGCUAUGCCUAAUGUGCCACCAAUGCCUGAUAUGUCAGGUGUAGAUCCGGCUGUCUUAGCACAGCAGCAGCAAGCCAUCAUCAACCAGCAAGCGAUUAUAUUGACCAAACAAGAAACUGGACCUGUUUCCUACAAACCAACCCCUGCUUCUCCACCACAGAAAUCUUCACAGCGACAGUACAGCCCAACUAGAAGGGAUCCACCAGCGGGAGAUAUGGUGCGAGCCACUAUCUCAAACUCUGAACAUUUAGAGCCAAGUCACAACAUCAAAGACAUUAUCAAGCAGUACCAGACAAACCCUGUAAAACCAACAGAGAUUCCCAGGAGGGAAGCUAAAGUGUUUUUGAAGAAACCAGACCCCCAUGAUGAAGCUAUGAUGAUUCUUAAGGACCAGAUGAGUGCUCCAUCUCCACAGCGAAAGAAAACCUACACUCCAGCCUCUCCCUCGUCAUCUGCAAAGGAGUAUGAUUAUGAUGGAGAGGCACUGAAACCAGCAAAAAGCAUAAAGAUGAAGCGAUCACCUCCUGUGCCAGCUGUUAGUCAGAGAUUCCCGGCCGCUGCACCUGUAUCUAGAGAACUUCCAGUAGAAGAGGAGAAUCUUCAGACUCAGCUGCACAAGAGGAGCAGUGAAGAGCACUACACCUACACCAAUGUACCAUGGAAGAUCUACCUGAGGAAAGAGGUUUUUUAUCCGAAAGACAGCUUCAACCACCCGCUGAUGCUAGACCUCUUGUUCAAGCAGAUUGUCCAUGACACAUUCUCAGAGGCUUGCAUUCGCAUUACAACAGAAGAAAGGCAGAAGAUGAAAUCCCUUUUUGCGGAGCACAACAUUGACAUGAAUGCCACAAUCCAGGAUGAGAAUGUGAAGAAGAAGAUUGUUGUUGCUGCAAGAGACACCUGGGAGAUCUACUUCUCACGCCUCUUCCCAGCAUCUGGCAGUGUUGGCACAGGGGUCCAGGUGCUGUCUGUAUCUCAUAGAGGGAUCAAGCUUGUGAAAAUGGUCAGGAGCAGUGCGGUAGCCCCAGACUACUUCAGAGUUCUGCGACCCUACAGCUACACAGACAUCAUGUUCGUCACCAUUCCUUCCAAAAACAUGCUGGAGUUCAACCUCACCAAUGAGAAACUGAUUCUGUUCUCUGCCAAAGCUCCUCAGGUCAAAACCAUGAUUGACUACUUUAUCACAGAGCUGAAAAAGGACUCAGACUAUGUCGUUGCUGUGCGUAAUUACAUUACAGAUGACAGAACGCUGUUGAGUUUCCACAAGGGAGACAUCAUACGCUUGCAGAAAAUGGAAGGCCUAGAUGCAGGCCAGUGUUAUGGUUGCAUAGUGAAAAAGAAGGUGAUUCUCCUGGAGGAAUUAAAAAGAGACACACCUGAUUUUGGCUGGAAGUUUGGGGCCAUUCAUGGGCGAUCUGGGGUUUUUCCUGUGGAGUUUGUUCAGCCAGUGGCUGCUCCUGACUUUAUUAACAUUCCUGUGGACAAGAAAGAGGAACCCAAGAAUAAGCAGGGUCGCGUGGCCGCAUCAGCAGCUGUGGCUGUGGCUGUAGGGUCUGCUGCCGCAGCCCAUGAACUCGACCGGUCAAUUGAGGUGGCGUCUCCUGUCAGUGAGUAUGCGGAGGCCUACACAGACAGCACUGAUAUGGACAUCGAUGAGAGAAUCUUGCAAGACAGCCAAUACAACAUGGUGGAAUUUGCAAAGAAAUAUUUCAGAGGGGCCCAGAGAAAAAAUGGUGAUUCAUAUAAGAAAAAGUCAAAGAAAACAAAGGAAUCUAGGGAGCCAUCAGAAAUGGUGAAAUUUUCCAAGUCUCCAAUUCAAGAGUCCCUAAUCGAGUUCACUGAUGAAAACAUGAACAAAGUAGCUGCAGAUAUUUUUCUUGCUAUAAUGAAGUUUAUGGGAGACUACCCUAUGAAAGGCCAGACUGAGCAGGAGGUCAUCAGCACCAUCCUAAGGCUGAGUGGCGAGUAUGGACUAAUGAGAGAUGAAGCGUACUGCCAAGUCCUCAAGCAGAUCAGUGGGAACACCAGCUCCAAGACGGAGAGUUGUCAGAGGGGCUGGAGGCUGCUGUACAUCCUCACUGCGUACUACAAGUGUUCAGAGGCACUCAAACCUUACCUGCUGAAGUACCUCCAAGACGUCUGUGCAAGUCCAGGGGUGCACUUUCAGGGAAUUGCCAAGUCUUGUGAGCAGAACCUAAGGAAGACGUUUCAAUAUGGUGGACGCGCUGAACAUCCUAAUGGGAUGGAAUUGAAAGCUAUGCUGGCUGGAAGGAGUUCCAAACGGCAGUUGUUUCUUCUUCCUGGUGGAAUUGAACGCCACCUAAAGAUCAAAACCUGCUCAGUGUCUUUGGAUGCCAUUGAAGAGCUGUGCUAUGAGAUGGGUCUGCAUAAACUUGAGGCCUUGGAUGAGUAUGCUGUAUUUGUGGUCACAAACAGAGGUCAGAAUGUCCGCCCUCUAAACAAAAGGGAGUACAUCUUGGAUGUUGCUACAGAAGCUGAGCAUGUUGAUAGCAACUACAGUCUGUGGUUUCGAAGAGUGAUCUGGACGCAGCCACUAAAGUUUGACAGUGAGCUCGGAGUCACUAUGCAUUACAAUCAGGUGUCCCCUGACUACUUGAAAGGGCUGCUCAAUGUUGUCCCACAGGGUAAAGCCAGUGAGCAGCAGCUUCAGCAAGUGUCAAAACUGGCAGCUCUUCAACAUCGUGCCAAGGACUUGAUCUACCUGCCCACCUUCCAUGAGGUUCAGGAGUAUAUUCCCACCCAGCUCUUCAGUCUCCAGCGGCACCAGCAAUGGUUAAACAUGGUGACCCAGCACAUGCAGCAGGUGCAGGCCCUCACUCCUCAUCAGGCCAAAGCACAAUUUCUGGGGCUUGUGAGUGCUUAUCCCACGUUUGGCUCGUCAUUCUUCUACAUACAGAGCAGCAGUAAUAGUGCUAUCGACACCCCAUGCAUACUGGCUGUCAAUCAAAAUGGUCUGAACUUUCUAAGAAAAGAUACUCAUGAGCCGAUGGUGAAGUUUCCGCUGAAGGAGGUCCAGUCCACCCGUACACAGAGGCCCACAGCUGGCUCCAGUUACCCGUAUGUGGAGAUAAUGCUGGGUGACCUAAUGUCUCAACGCAUUACACAGUUACAGCUGGACCAGAGUCUUGAGCUGUGCCGUGUUAUCGCCACGCAUAUGGAGAACCUGCUGUCAGUACGAGAGAAGAGACUUACUCUGCCGCCCAGUGAAAUCACUCUGCUCUAGCACCCUUUCUAUUAUUACUUUUAUGGCAAUAAUUGC